GAAUGACAUAAAAGUGUCAAACAAAAUAAAAUCGUUUCUGCGUUUAUUAGUGUUCUGUGAUAAAUAAAGUAUGGUGGUCGAUUUCCUUUCUCAGACAGUAUAUUCAUAAGUUUAUUAUUUAAAUUGUUAGUAGAUAGUUUCAAAUUAAUUUCAUGAUGGCAGAGGCCGCCGUGGAAGAUAGACCGCCCCAGAAGUUUUAUUGUCACAUGUGUAACAUUCAAUUUCAAAACGCAUCAGCGGAUUUCACAUGUCCUCAUUGCUCCGAUGGUUUUAUAGAAGAAUUACAAGAUACUCCUGAAAGUAAUGACGACAUAAUGGACGUUGAGGAUUGGGAAGAUGCAGAGGUUGUGGAUAAUUUGAUGAAUACAUUGCCGUUAAAUUUAACUGAGGAUCGUAGGCCUAGGACGCGAUCGGAAGGGAUUAAUCGCCCUGGAAGAAGGUACGCAAAUCGUGCCAGGAUUGUUAGACCCAGAACUCUUACUAGAAUAGCAUCGUCGAAUUUGAGGCAGCACGUCCCGUUCGAGAAUCUACUGCAAGAUUUCAUUGUAAAUUUGGGCGUAGGAGUGAAUUUUGGUACGGCACAAGGAAAUAUGCAGCUGUUUUUAGGGAACCCGGGCGAUUAUGCUUGGGGGCGUGAAGGAUUAGACGCCAUAGUAACCCAACUUCUCAAUCAAAUGGAUAGCACUGGUCCACCGCCGGUUUCUAAAGAAGUUAUAGAUGGUUUACCCAUAGUGGAAGUAACUGAAGAACAAGUUACUGCCAAAUUACAAUGUUCAGUUUGUUGGGAGGAUUUUCAGUUGUGCGAGAAUGUGCGUCAAUUACCUUGUUUGCAUAUUUAUCAUGAACCGUGUAUAAGACCGUGGUUGGAAUUGCACGGUACUUGCCCCAUUUGUAGACAAAACUUAAUUAAUGAUCAAAGUAGCAGUGACAAUAAUCAGGAUCCGGGUGGUAGUAGUUCAAAUAAUGGCGCUAAUAAUACAUUUAACGUCCUGCGCAGUCUGUUCAAUUCUCAAUCCAGUAGUUCGUCGAGUAAUUCGACGUCCCAUGAAAAUACAGGAGCUAGGACACGAUCGAGAUCACAAAAUGACUCCACCAUGUAAGCGAAUUAUCAAGAAAAAACUAAAAAAACGAUGAUUAAUCACAUUUAAACGAAAAAAAAAACCAAAAAAAUGAAAUCCUGUAAUCUAGAAAUAUGCUUGCUUUUAAAAAACAUUGUUUUUAUUAUUGUACGAUUGGUGAAAUGGGAUUCGAUUAAAAAAAAAAACUUUGAUGUUAAUUUUGGAUUUUUUUUAAACGGUUUUGUUGAGUUUUCCACGAAUAAAAAAUUAAUUUAAUCGAAUUGGCGAGUAUUUUGGAUUAUUGUACAUAAAUUUCGUUUUAUUUUAAAUUAUUAACAAUAAAAAUCCAACUUUUAGUGAUGAAGGUUGUUGUUGUUUUUUUUUCUUCAGUUAUUGAGACGUUUGUUUAUAAUUUUCUGACGUUUUUCAAUUUUUUCUUUACGAUUUUCAUUGUUUCCUCAUCGUUACUCAUUCCCCAGGUUUCGUUAUUUAUUUCUUUUGGUUAAUUGAAUCAUUUUUCAAGAUUUUAUCACUUGUUGGGCUGCGCAAUGUCAAUUUUUUGAAACUAUCAAUCAUUUUCUACUGUUUCCGGCAGUUUUUUUCAUAAUUUAUCAUAUUUUUGGAAAAACGAUUUUCUUCGGUAAACUAAAAUUUUCAAGAGUUUCCAUAUUUUCACAAUUUCAGAAUAUUUUUAACAGUUUUCAGCAUUUGCCUUUCUAUAUUUUCCAUAACAUCAAAAUAUUUUUUACAUUAUCCAUAUAUUUUCCACAAUAUCAGAUCGUUUUCUACAGUUUCCCAUUUUUCUUGUAUUUUCCACGAUAUCGAACCAUUAUCUACAGUUUCCACCAGUUUUCAUUUCUUUUUCAUCCAUUUUUUACCAUAUCAGAAUAUUUUUUUCAAAAUUUUCAACAGUUUUUCAUGAUUUUCUAACAAUUUUCUAUAAUUUCCAAUAGCUUUUCACAUUUUUUAAUAUUAUUUUUCAUCUUUCCAACAUUUUUUUUAAUAACUCAACAAUUUCCCAUAAUUGUAGAUUGUUUUAAACAGUUUUCCAUAUUUCCAACAAUUUUCUGUAAAUUUCAACAGUUUCAUUCGAUUUUCCACAGUUGUAGAUAGUUU
This is a messenger RNA of Diorhabda sublineata, 2174 nucleotides long. It is a transcript of the gene Iru, whose product is annotated as E3 ubiquitin-protein ligase Iruka. The coding region runs from base 153 to 1100 and encodes 315 amino acids. Lineage: Eukaryota; Metazoa; Arthropoda; Insecta; Coleoptera; Chrysomelidae. Gene Ontology annotation, molecular function: ubiquitin protein ligase activity. The transcript has 6 exons. The record is from RefSeq and is a predicted model, not a curated record. Gene Ontology annotation, cellular component: cytoplasm; nucleoplasm. Gene Ontology annotation, biological process: ubiquitin-dependent protein catabolic process; positive regulation of DNA-templated transcription; protein ubiquitination.